AUGAUAAUAUUUGUCAGAAAUUCACCAAAAAGACAAUCAAUUUUUAAUGUUCUCCAGAUUGAAAACAAUUUACCAUCAAAAUUUCUUAGACCAUUUUGCCCAACAAGAUGGUGUAUGAGAAUAGUUUCUUUAAAAACUGUAUAUUUAAAUUAUGCAAUAUUGAUUGAAUUUUUAAAAACUCUUUCGAAUGAGAAUAGUGAAGUUGGAGCGACAACAAAGGGAUUUCUUAAUCAGAUAACUAAAUUUGAGUUUUUAUUUCUUACAAAUAUUAUGAUUUCUAUUUUUGAUCGUGUAGAACUUUUAAAUGCAGAGUUGCAAAGAGUAACAUUAAGCUUCCAAGAAGCACAAAAUAAAAUUAAAAAUGUAAGAGCAUCAAUUCAGGAACAAAGGAAUUCUGGUUUUGAUAUUUUAUGGAAUGACUCAAAAUUAAAGUCAAAUGAAUUGUGUUUGGAAGAAAAAGAUAAAACUAGAAUCCGAAAACUACCAAAACGAUUUACUGAAGGGAGCGAACCACAUAUAUUUUCUGACUUUCGAGAAGAAUAUAAAGCUUCAUUCUAUGAGAUUAUUGAUGUAAUAUUAGCUUCAUUAGAUAGGCGGAAUCAACAAAAUGUUAUUGAACAUUUAUCGUUAGUUGAAAGAUUCAUCAUUGGGAAAGAAACUUCACAUAAACAUAUAAUUAAAUUUUAUGGAUCUGACUUUGAUGGUGAUAAAUUGCAAUUACACAGGGAUAUGUGA
This is a messenger RNA of Macrosiphum euphorbiae (potato aphid), 735 nucleotides long. Lineage: Eukaryota; Metazoa; Arthropoda; Insecta; Hemiptera; Aphididae. The record is from the annotation of a GenBank genome assembly.